AUGACCUCAACCACAGCUAUCCCACAAGUUUUUUCUUCCACACUUUUACUUCCUGAUCCAUCUGGUGUGACCGGUAGACCUAAUGUUGAUUGGUGCGAGUCACACAAGCCUGAGACGAUUCGAACCAAUGUUGUGGGCACUUUGACUCUUGCUGAUGUCUGCAGGGAACAGGGGCUGUUAAUGAUGAAUUAUGCAACUGGAUGUAUAUUUGAAUAUGAUGAUGCUCAUCCUCAAGGGUCAGGAAUUGGCUUCAAGGAGGAAGACAAGCCAAACUUUACCGGAUCAUUCUAUUCGAAGACCAAGGCUAUGGUUGAAGAGCUUUUGAAAGAGUUUGAUAAUGUCUGUACAUUGCGAGUUCGAAUGCCUAUAUCUUCUGACCUCAGCAAUGCCUAA
Molecule: messenger RNA, 393 nt
Organism: Ananas comosus (pineapple)
Lineage: Eukaryota; Viridiplantae; Streptophyta; Magnoliopsida; Poales; Bromeliaceae
Product: bifunctional dTDP-4-dehydrorhamnose 3,5-epimerase/dTDP-4-dehydrorhamnose reductase-like
Exons: 3
Coding region: 1-393 (130 amino acids)
Biological process (GO): S-adenosylmethionine biosynthetic process
Cellular component (GO): methionine adenosyltransferase complex
Molecular function (GO): methionine adenosyltransferase regulator activity
Source: RefSeq, a predicted model, not a curated record